This is a messenger RNA of Neltuma alba, 675 nucleotides long. RefSeq lists its product as uncharacterized. Gene Ontology annotation, molecular function: RNA-DNA hybrid ribonuclease activity; nucleic acid binding. The coding region runs from base 1 to 675 and encodes 224 amino acids. NCBI's taxonomy places the organism in Eukaryota, Viridiplantae, Streptophyta, Magnoliopsida, Fabales, Fabaceae. The transcript has a single exon. The record is from RefSeq and is a predicted model, not a curated record.
AUGUUUGUUGGAUGCUCUGGAAAAAUAGAUGUACAGCGAUUUUUGAAGGAAGGAAGGAACAGAACAACCAGGGAGACAUAUCAACACAUCUUAUACCAGCUCAUGGAAGACACAUCAAUAGGGAAGUUUCACCAUCAACUUUUCAAUACAGAUCACCAGAGGGCGGACCACUGGAUACCUCCAACACCGGGAUGUACACGUCUGGAUGUAGAUGCUUCAAUCGUAAGCUACAACAAAGCGGCGUGUGGAGGAAUCAUCAGAGAUGAAAGAGGAAAGUGGAUCAUGGGCUUCCAAAAAAAUAUGGGCUUCUACCCUACUAUAAUAGCUGAAAUUUUAGCAAUCAAAACAGGAUUGGAAGUCUGCCAACAUCUCAGAUUGAAGCAGGUCCAAAUUUUUUCCGAUUCACUAGAAGCGAUAAGCACCCUGCUUAGAGAUAGUGGAGAGAAUCAUCCUUACGGACAGAUUAUUGAGGAAACAAGGCAAUUAUUAUAUGAGGACUGGGAGGUCGAACUGACACAUGCAAAUAGGGAAACACUGGAAUGUGCUGAUAAGCUAGCAAGACAAGCACACUCAGAGGAAGUGCAGUUGAAACUGUUACUGCAAAUAGUGGAGUACUGCCGACAUGUCAUUUAUAAAGAUGCGCAAUCAAUUGAGGACUUUGGUCCUACUUCUUAG